AGGAGGCGGCAGGUUGCCGCGGCGCCGGGCGCUGGGCAGGAGUCAGUUCGAGUUCGGGUCCCGGAGGCCGGCGGGCGCCCAGGUGAGCCGCGCGGCGUCCGGGAGCCUCCUGAGUCCGGCGGCAACUCAGAGAGGGGCUCAGGAGCCGGGCCGCGCGUGGGGGCCACACCUGCGCCCGCCCCGCGGCAGGGACGGCGGCCUCUCCAGCGAGCGCUGCGAUCGGCGGGAGUGGGCGGGGGCUGCCUGCUCCCGGCUCCGUGGGUCCGGAGGGCCGGGGUCAGUCCCCGGGGCAGGGACAGGGGUAUGCCCUCUGGGCCCGCCGCCAUGGAGCUGAAGGUGUGGGUGGACGGCAUCCAGCGAGUGGUCUGCGGCGUCUCGGAGCAGACCACCUGUCAGGAAGUGGUGGUCGCACUAGCUCAAGCUAUAGGCCAGACGGGCCGUUUUGUGCUCGUGCAGCGUCUCAGGGAGAAGGAACGGCAGCUGCUGCCCCAGGAGUGUCCCGUGGGUGCCCAGGCCACCUGUGGACAGUUUGCCAGUGAUGUCCAGUUUGUCCUGCGGCGGACAGGGCCCAGCCUCACCGGGAGGCCCUCCUCAGACAGCUGCCCACCUCCUGAGCGCUGCCCAAUCCGCGCCAGCCUUCCCCCAAAGCCCAGACCAGCACUGGACCGUGAGCCCCAGAAAGCACUGACCUUCAGCCCGGGGUACCCCAGGCUGGCCUCUGGCCUGGCGCUGCCUGAGCCGGUGGCCUCUGUAGCACCGAUGCCCGGCCACUGCGAAGACCUGCAGGACCUGGAGCGGAGGGUGCAGAGGAACGCAGCAGAGCUGGGCCAGGAGGCCUUCUGGGAGCAGGAGCUGCGGAGGGAGCAGGCGCGGGAGCGGGAGGCACAGUCCCGGCUGCAAGCACUGAGCGCGGCCACUGCCGAGCAUGCCGCCCGGCUGCAGGCCCUGGACGCCCAGGCUCGCGCCCUGGAGGACAAGCUAUACCUGGCGGCCGAGGCCCCUGGGCCCCCUUCGCCCACAGCAUCUGCCACAGAACGCCUGCGCCAGGACCUGGCCGCCCAGGAGCGGCAGAGUGCGGAGGUGCAGGGCAGCCUGGCCCUGGUGAGCAGGGCUCUGGAGGCCGCAGAGCACGCCCUGCAGGCCCAGGCCCAGGAGCUGGAGGAGCUGAACCGGGAGUUGCGUCAGUGUAACCUGCAGCAAUUCAUCCAGCAGACGGGGGCUGCUCCCAGCAUGCAGGAUCUCAUGCCUCCAGCCAGAGGACAGCCCCUCCCAGGAGUCCCCCGGAGUCCUGCCCUCGUGCCCAGUCUGAGCCCAGAGGUUCCCCCCGUGAGGCAGAACUGGAGGUAGCAGCACCUGCCCCUGCCCGGAAUGAAUGUCCAUGCCAGCCCAGCCCUGGGCUCUGAUGACAUGAGCGAGGGCAGCCAGGGUCGGCCGAGCCUGGAUAACCAGGAUCGGCGGCCAUGGAGGACUCAUGCCCCCCUGCAGUUGGAAGCCCUCGGGCCCUACCCCUGAGGCAGACCACCCGGAGCUGGGUCAGGAGGAGGCUGAGGACUCUCACCUGGUACUUGCCAAGUCUGCCGAGCCCCCUGGAGAAGCUUGGGGCACGGCCAGCUCAGAACUUGCUAGGCCCCAAAGGCCACAGCUCUCUGUUGGGGACAGGAGACGCGUGGAUGCUGUUUUUAGUCUGUGGGUCUGUGCUUGCGUGUGGGAGGCAUCCUUCAGUACGUGUGCGUGUUCAGGUGCGUGAGUACACGAGUGUGUGAGCGCUGCCUCCCCUACCAUGACACUGAAACCUCAAUAAACUGCCUG
Eptesicus fuscus (big brown bat) is the source of this 1809-nucleotide messenger RNA. RefSeq names its product Ras association domain family member 7 (gene RASSF7). The transcript has 6 exons. The record is from RefSeq and is a predicted model, not a curated record. Bases 304 to 1347 code for a protein of 347 amino acids. Gene Ontology annotation, biological process: signal transduction. Lineage: Eukaryota; Metazoa; Chordata; Mammalia; Chiroptera; Vespertilionidae.